AAAAACAAUUUUUUUAUUUGUUUGGAUUUGGUUUGCUGGUGAUCGUUUUUAAUUAUUCCGAUCGUCUUUUUUUUUAUAAAUUUAAAAGUUAGUGAAAAUUGGAACAAUGAUUUUGAGCGAGGAGCAACGAAGAGUGAAAGCUCUGUUGACGGAAACUAUUGUCCUCUUAUGUAAAAAUGGUUUGGAUUUUAAAAGUGAAUUUUCAAUUGAAGCUCUGAUCGGUGUUACCUUGGAUCGCAACGAAGUCUUACUAAUUAACAUAAAUGAAAGUGUCAAAAACGAUGUUGAUCACGACGAUCCGUCUGGUUCGGACUAUUAUAACGACGACAUCACUCAAUCAAAAGUCGGUGUUAGUAUUUCUUGUUCUUCCAACACCAACAUCAAUGCACUUCGGGAAGUUAACGAGUCUCAUGAUUUGCCCCCAAAGCAUCACAGGGUACAUUGUUCGGCAGACGACUCUCUCAGCAGCGGCAGCAACAACAACAAUAGCAGCACCAACAAUCCAAAUGAGUUUAACAGCCCCAGCUAUCCUAACCGACAAAAUAGGCAGACAAGGAACAAUCAUCACAGCCAAGAUUUAAAUUCAACAUCUUUUAAAAGAUCAAAUAAUGAAAAUUUCGAAAAUGAAGAAAAUCAGUUCCAACAAAAAAUGAGAAAACUAAACCAAAGCAAUAGACAACACAGUCAAAGAUUAUCCCCUAUGAGUAAUAAUAAUAAUAACAAUAAUAAUUCUAACAACAGUAAUAAUAAUAGUAUGAAUUUUAGUGGUUCUACUAAUAUGCAAGGUGUUCCUGAACAUCCAGUUGCUGUCAGUACGCCAAAAUUUAAAAGUGAACCGAUGGAGAAUGAGAACUCCUCUCUGCAGUCGGCAGUAUGUAACAACGAUUCAGCUGCUUACUCACACUGGUCGACUGUUCCUAGCGAUGAUUGUCUGCCUGAUUUUCAGAAUUUGGUUCAUGGGACGACAGCUCUGGUAGGAAUGAACUUGCCAACGAAACCAGGAAAUGCCAGCCAGCCAUUUACUUCCAUGCAGCAGUUGCAGCCUCUCUCCAUGGGACAGCAGCAGCAGCAACACAUGCAGCUGCAACAAACCAACAACCUACCUGCAACUACAACUGCCUCUACCACUACAUCACUACCAUUGUCGUCAUCAUCGCAGCAGCAACAACAGUCUACGUUUUUUGAAUCUUUGGUUCUUUCCAACGGACAAGCCGGCAGUCGAGGAAGGUAUAAAUGCAGCAUAUGUUUUAAAGAGAUGCGCCUGUUAAGAGAUCUGAGAGCCCACCUCGCCACUAAGCACAACCUCGAAAAGGACUUCUCAUGUUCCGUCUGCGGUACCGGGUUCACCUACAAACACAAUCUCUUCGUUCACCUCAGAACC
Molecule: messenger RNA, 1381 nt
Organism: Helobdella robusta
Lineage: Eukaryota; Metazoa; Annelida; Clitellata; Rhynchobdellida; Glossiphoniidae
Exons: 3
Source: RefSeq, a predicted model, not a curated record